This is a messenger RNA of Filobasidium floriforme, 704 nucleotides long. RefSeq lists its product as uncharacterized. The record is from RefSeq and is a predicted model, not a curated record. The transcript is spliced from 2 exons. Lineage: Eukaryota; Fungi; Basidiomycota; Tremellomycetes; Filobasidiales; Filobasidiaceae. Bases 1 to 663 code for a protein of 220 amino acids.
AUGUCCUCCAACGCCAAACUUCCCCAACGCGAGCGACCUGGACGAUGGACUGAUGCUGUCAUGACGAAGGGCUGUGAUUCAUAUGUGUACAAGGAUUCUGAUAAACACUUGGUCGAAACAUUUCAAAGCCGCCAAUGGUGGGCACUCGCCUGGCAAGAUGCCGGAGAUGUCUUUAAAAGUGGUGACGCCCAGUAUCGUGAGUGGCAGUACUCGGUCAGUGAAGGGAAGUUCGUGGCCAGGACACCCCAAGUGAAAGGCGGGCAGCCGGAUGUAGAGAUCAACACAUAUCCUACGCAAACCUACCGUGACGUGUGCGAACUAUGUGCUCGUAACCAGAAUCCGAUCCCCGUGUGGGUUCUUGAACUCAUGGACACCUCUGAACAGCGUGUCGAAUUGGCGAUGAGAAACGCGCUCCUCAGGAGGUCGUACAGUCGGGUCCAGGCAGAACCGAAGGAACUUUGGGAAGGCAGACAUGGAGUACAGAAGGAGCUCUCGACUUCCCUUGGGGAAGACAUGACCGAACUUGACGGAACCGAAGGUGGAACUGAUGGCGAUAAGUCGAGCCGAACGCAAGGGCUUUUCUACAGCUUGCUCGCAGACAGUCAGUUUGGGCAACUGACUGCGAGAACAAGCGCUUCGUCGGCGGACUCUUCCAAGAAGUAGUCAUGCUUGAGAUUCAGGUUGUGCACGAAGCAAUGACGGGA